This is a messenger RNA of Nezara viridula (southern green stink bug), 1891 nucleotides long. Lineage: Eukaryota; Metazoa; Arthropoda; Insecta; Hemiptera; Pentatomidae. The record is from the annotation of a GenBank genome assembly.
UAGGUAGGCAUACCUUCUCCGUACUCCACCAUGGACAGCAGGGACUGCAGGAUACUUUUCCUCUUCUUGUUACCAGCGGUAGCCAUCGGCCUCAAGCUGCCCAACUACCUGGUGGCAUGUAGGAGGAGUGAUCCGAAGUUGGACGAGUGCGUCGUCAAGCAUGGACAAGACGCCAUCCCUAAGAUAUUAGGAGGUGAUCCAAAAUAUCGGGCCCCUAAAUUGGAGCCCAUGGAUAUAACAGAACUAAGGGUGAACCAAGGAACCAAACAGGUUGGCUUGAAGAUGAUCCUACGUAAUGCCAAGCUCUACGGUAUGAAGAACACCAAAUUUCUUAAAGCAAAAACGGACCUGAAGAAAAGACAAAUCGAAUGGACGUUCAAGGUUCCCAGAGUGGAGAUCAUUGGAGAUUACGAAGUCAAUGGGCAAGUGCUGAUCCUCCCCAUAACAGGAACAGGAAAGGCCAACGUCACAAUUACUGAACUGGAUAUCGUUUACAAGUAUGAAUGGGAUCUAGUAAAAAAGAAUGGAAAAGAAUAUAUGAACUUCACGAAGAGCAAAAUUGACUUCAACAACGGGAGGACCUAUUUUGACUUGAAGAAUUUAUUCAAUGGAGAUCAGUUUCUCGGUAACAAUAUGAACAGAUUCCUGAAUGAGAAUUGGAAGGAGGUGACCAAGGAACUUGGUCCAGCAGUGGGACAGGCAUUUAGUGACCUAUUUAGAAACCUUUUAACCAAUGUCGCUGCUCAAGUGCCAUACAAUGAAAUAUACCUACCGUGACUGAUAUAACAUAAUUUAAAUUGUAAAAAGUGUAAAUUAAUUUAAAUUUGGUUAAGCCAGUCUUUUUUUAUUAUUAUUAAAUUUGUUAUAAAUACUUUGAAAAUUUUCUUAAUUUAUCUGAGGCAUUAAAUAUCACAAGAAGGGGAAAGGACAGAUUGGCGGAACUAAGAUGUGAAGGAGAAUUGGUUUUUCUGCAGAGGAUCUGAAGAGAUGCCCAGUAAAAAAUAAUUAUAUAAUUGUUGAAUCAAAGAUAAUUGAGUUUAUUGGGUCAAAAACAACAAUUAGAUCAAUUAUUUUUUAUAGGCCUGAUUCUUGGAAUUAUAAACACAAAUGUGCUGCAACUAUAAUUGUAUAAGGAGAAAAUAAUCCAACUUGUAGAGCCAAGGUUAGACAAUCACCAUUAUACCAAAUUUAAGCAGAACCUGAUGUUCAAAUAUUAUAACUUAGGCACUAACGAAAGUUGCGAGAAUGAAAUGAUAGGGACAUGCCCAUACAAAGAUACACCAUAAGUAAACAUUAUUAAAUAUAUGCUAUUUAAAAAUAAAUUGAAUCAGCUCAAUUCAAAACAUUAACAAAUCAUUAAGUGUAAGUGAAGUUUAUCUAUAUUAUCAAAUAUAAAAUAUAAAGAGAGAAAAUAUAAAAUAUUUCGUUGUAAUAUAAUAGGACAUUCUGUUUUUAUUAUUAUAUCCAAAAAAUAGUUAUUAGCUCCAAAAUAAAAUUUUAUUCUCAAAAUAUAGCCUUUUUUUAUUUCUUUUUUUAUGACUAACCUUUCCUAAGCUGACUAAUUUUUUUUUUAAAGCUCAAAAAAAAAAGAAAGUUCAGUCUAGCCAAGGGAGGUAAUGUAAUGAUAGAUAAUAAGAGAAUGCUAGGCAUUUUUACUGACAUUAGCACCAUACAUCAAUACAUUGUAGAAGAUAGAAAGGAGAAAGAUUUGAUACUAAUUUGUAUACUCAAACAACUAACAUCAUAAAUCUCAAUUCCUGAUUUUGAAUGGAUUCGAACUUCAAGAGUUCUAAAAAACAUUAAAUUUAAACUUAUUAUAUCAGUAUUUAUAUACAAAAUAGAACUAAAGUGUAGAUUCAAUCAUGAAUUUCCACAAUGGUUCAAAUAUUUU